GCACAUUUCUUAGUAUGUAAACAAUAACAAUGGAUGCAGAAGAGAAACGCGAAAAGUUCUUCGAUAAAGCGAGAAAUGUGUGUCUUUCCGUGAGUGACGGAUUCAAGCAUGAUCUCCAGGCGUGCGUGAACUUCUUCAAUAGUGAGUGUAAUGUUGAUUUGGAGGACUUCAAGAAGUUUCCCUGGAUCUCGACAUAUCCAACUGUCCAGUUCCUGGCAACCGGCAUAGACACCACAAGUCAGGAGGAUACAGCUUUGAAAUUGAUCAAGGCGAAGGACGAAUACAACAACAAGGGAUUGCAGAUUAGGAGGCAGUACACAAUAGCUCAGAAACGUCGGGAGAUUCGGAAGUUGGAGAAGAGAAGAGUGUAUAGCAAGAGUGUCAUUCAAAUGGCCAAUCAUCUGGACAAUGACCCAGACAAGUUCUUCUCCGGUGAAUACGACUGGUACUUCACGGGAGGCACGCUCGAUGUUCUUCAGCAUGAACUUUACGGAGCAGUGGCUUUCUGGGCUUGUGGCUCCGCACUUAACGAUCUAAGAAUUGUUCAACUGGGCUCAGAUGAGAAGCGGAAAGAGAUCAUGGAUCAAACACUGACUCUUCCUAAUCCAGGCACGAUAUAUCAAAUUUCUGGAUUCGCAAUGGGUGAGGAAAUUGGUUUAGUAAUUCGUCAAAAGAAUACCGUGACUAUUCUCCAGUCUGAGAAUUCGAUCUUCAGUCUGACGAAGUGUAAAACGAUUGAAUCAUUGCUACCAUUUGUCUCGGUGUUCUUUGACAAGGAAGAAGUCGAUUUUGUGUACACGAUGGAUGUUGAAUUCUUCCUGAAGAAGUGGGAUAUUCGAGAUGAUCCCGUUGAAUGUAGCGCCAAAAAUCUCGCGCAGGUCAACAAAUUCAGGAAGGGUGACGCAAAGAAGGCUUCUAACUGGGCCACAAUACAAGACUUGAGUGCUAAGCACUUUAUCUACGCCGAUCAGCAGCAGUUGAAGAUAAGGAUAAUCGAUAAGGUGCAAUUCAGCACAAUUCAAUCAGUUCGUUUAGACGAUUUGGUAUCCAAUUGCUCAGAAAUCUGCGCUGUGGCCGUCAGCAAAUUCCCGAACUUGAUUUAUGUGGCCACAACUCAUGAUUGCUUUGCCUUGGAUGUGAGCAAAAGUCCUUCACAGCCUUGCUUCCAGCUGAGGUGGACUCAUCAUCUGACCAGCCAUCCAAUAGUCAUGAAAACCUGCCUCGUGGAAAAUAACACUGAGCUGAUUUUGUUGUCCAGUUUAGUCUUUGGCGACUUGAGGAUUCUCUGCAAUGAACGAGAAGUCUGCUCGGCAGAUGAGAAUGAAACCAAAAUGCUUUUCCAAUACAAAUCUUAUCAUCUUCCUUACAAAAUGCAGAGCAUGUCGCAAUUGUACGAAAUCGCGCGCCUAAAAGGUAAAUGCCUCAAUCCCAAGAUUCCCACGCUCAAGAGGAUAAGUUUCUCGACAUGUGGCGUGGCAUUUGUCUCGGACUCCAGCGAAAGAAUUAAGAUUCUGACGGCCAACAGUGUAGGAGAUAUUUUUACACAAAAUCUGACGACAAAGCUGAUGAAAACCAAUGAUGAUCUUAAUGACUGCAUUGAGGCCAUGGAGAUUCUAGAGAAGAAUCUCUCAGUUGAGCGGAGACUUACUAGUUUUAAGAUCACGGGAAGAGAUGACCUGAAGCCCCUAAAGAGGGUUUUCCGCGGUCGCCGAUUUAAUCAGAGGAAGGAUGCAGAUGAGCUACGCAGUUCAAAAAGACGUCUGAAAUGGAAGCGACGAAUUGUGGAACUGAGGAAAUGCACAGAUGUAUUGGCACAGGAUUUGCUUGCAAUUUGGGAGUUUUCUGACGAAGAACUUGAAGAGAGCAUCAUCACUGAUCCUACAGAACCUCAUCUCAUGUCCGCGAAGGAUAAAGUGGCAAAGUGGCUGAAUUCCAUCGAGCAGGACGUUCUUCCGGACACAUUAUCCUUCCCUCAUGAGGGUGAUUUAGCAACGCCUAAGCAAACAUUGGGUGAAGCAGGAGAAGACCGCGCGCCUGUCCAGAAAACCCCCUUGAGGAAAGCAAAGAGGAAAUCGCAUGUGGGUGGCUUCUAGAAGAAAACGAGGAGGAAAAUAAAAAUGU
Molecule: messenger RNA, 2121 nt
Organism: Phlebotomus argentipes
Lineage: Eukaryota; Metazoa; Arthropoda; Insecta; Diptera; Psychodidae
Exons: 3
Coding region: 30-2093 (687 amino acids)
Source: RefSeq, a predicted model, not a curated record